This is a messenger RNA of Naegleria lovaniensis, 657 nucleotides long. RefSeq lists its product as uncharacterized. The record is from RefSeq and is a predicted model, not a curated record. Lineage: Eukaryota; Heterolobosea; Eutetramitea; Acrasida; Naegleriidae. Bases 1 to 657 code for a protein of 218 amino acids. The transcript has a single exon.
AUGCAAGCUCUUGGUUCGAGUGUGUAUGAUUGUUCCCUGCUCGAUCAUGCGGUGAGUCCACCAUUAUUUAAAACUCUCAACGGUUGUUCGGUAUCGGAUCAUUGCAAUUAUUUGUUCAUUCCAUCGUUGAAGAUUUGUUUUAAUGUUGGAUUAAAUGUUAGAAAGAAGAGCCAAGAGGAUUCUGAUCACCAACAACCAAAACAAGGAUCAACAUCCUCGUCGGGAUUGGCAAGAAUGAUUGAAAUUGUUUGUUUAACCGAUACAAUGAGUGAGAAUAUUCAAGGCUUAUUGUCCCUAUUGGAAGAUCAAAUUCAUCACCAAGAAGGAAAAGUAAAGAUCUUCUUGCCUGAGGGUAAAUUGAACUAUUUGAGAGCAAUCUGUGAAGGAAUUUAUGGAUCUGCAGAAAAUUGUGCUAAAUUUGUGGAAUUGAUUGGUGUUGCUGAUCAUUUCAAAUCGUAUCCAUUGUGGUCUAAUCAUUCGAAUUUGGAAUUGAAGACAUUUCCAGUACGAGACGAAAAUACUGAAUCACCAGAAAUUGGAUAUUCCAUUGUUGAGAAGAAGAAAAAGCUAAAGAGUGAAUUUUUAGAACACGUAAAAAGAUUGAAAGCGCAUGAGAAGAGAGUUGUUAUAUUUUGGCACCUUACACCUUACACUUAG